This is a messenger RNA of Manis pentadactyla (Chinese pangolin), 945 nucleotides long. RefSeq names its product olfactory receptor 4D6. Gene Ontology annotation, molecular function: olfactory receptor activity; G protein-coupled receptor activity. NCBI's taxonomy places the organism in Eukaryota, Metazoa, Chordata, Mammalia, Pholidota, Manidae. The transcript has a single exon. Gene Ontology annotation, biological process: G protein-coupled receptor signaling pathway. Gene Ontology annotation, cellular component: membrane. Bases 1 to 945 code for a protein of 314 amino acids. The record is from RefSeq and is a predicted model, not a curated record.
AUGAGGCAGAGCAACGACACCAGUGUGAAGGAAUUUGCUUUUCUGGAACUUACUCAUUUCCACGAGCUGGAGUUUUUCUUGUUUGUGGUCUUCCUUGCUGUGUACGUGACAACCGUGCUGGGCAAUGCCCUCAUUGUGGUGACCAUAACCUGUGAGUCCCGCCUCCACACUCCCAUGUACUUCCUUCUGCGAAAUAAAUCGGUCCUGGACAUUGUCUUUUCGUCGGUCACUGGGCCCAAGUUCCUGGUGGAUCUUCUAUCAGAGAGGAAAACUAUCUCCUACAAUGGCUGCAUGGCACAGAUAUUUUUCUUCCACUUUGUUGGUGGAGCAGAUAUUUUUUUCCUCUCUGUGAUGGCCUAUGACAGAUACCUUGCCAUUGCCAAACCCCUGCAUUAUGUGACCGUUAUGAGAAGAGAGGUGUGGGUGGGCUUGGUGGUGGCUUCCUGGGUAGGCGGUGGUUUGCACUCAGCUGUCCAGAUAAUUCUGAUGCUUCCACUGCCCUUCUGUGGCCCCAACAGCCUAGAUGCCUUCUACUGUGAUGUGCCCCAAGUGGUUAGACUGGCCUGCACGGACACCUUUGCUCUGGAGCUUCUCAUGAUCUCUAACAAUGGGCUGGUGACCCUGCUGUGGUUCCUCCUGCUCCUGGGGUCCUACACCGUCAUUCUGGUGAUGCUCAGGUCUCGCUCUGGGGAGGGGCGGAAAAAGGCCCUCUCUACCUGCACCUCCCACAUCCUGGUGGUGACUCUGCACUUUGCACCUUGCGUUUACAUCUACUGCCGGCCCUUCACAACGCUGCCUAUGGACACCGUGGUGUCCAUCAGUAACACAGUCAUUACCCCCAUGCUAAACCCCAUGAUCUACACCCUGAGGAAUCAGGAGAUGAAGUCGGCCAUGCAAAGACAGCAGAGGAGGCUUGGGCCUUCUGAGAGCAGUAAACUGGGGUGA